Molecule: messenger RNA, 1979 nt
Organism: Schizosaccharomyces japonicus yFS275
Lineage: Eukaryota; Fungi; Ascomycota; Schizosaccharomycetes; Schizosaccharomycetales; Schizosaccharomycetaceae
Product: U3 snoRNP-associated protein Rrp9
Exons: 1
Coding region: 101-1651 (516 amino acids)
Biological process (GO): endonucleolytic cleavage to generate mature 5'-end of SSU-rRNA from (SSU-rRNA, 5.8S rRNA, LSU-rRNA); endonucleolytic cleavage in ITS1 to separate SSU-rRNA from 5.8S rRNA and LSU-rRNA from tricistronic rRNA transcript (SSU-rRNA, 5.8S rRNA, LSU-rRNA); endonucleolytic cleavage in 5'-ETS of tricistronic rRNA transcript (SSU-rRNA, 5.8S rRNA, LSU-rRNA)
Cellular component (GO): nucleus; nucleolus; box C/D methylation guide snoRNP complex
Molecular function (GO): U3 snoRNA binding
Source: RefSeq, a predicted model, not a curated record
GGUGACUUCGAGCAUUAAGCUACGGGCAUACCCUGUCAUUAGCACCAUCGUGUCUGCGGCAUAAAAACCGAAAAACUCUCGUUUAUUUACGAGAAACAGAAUGUCGGAUCCCUUUUUUAAUCGUCCAGCGCUUAGAAAGCGAAAAAAAACGGAGAAAAAAGCUGCUCAGGCCGCCGCUCCAAGCAAGUCGCGAAAAAAUGAGACAGAACGCGGCGAUGCUUCCGACAUUUCAUCAGACUCAGACGAUUUAGAUGCUGUAAUGGAUGAUGCGGAUGAGGAGGAAGAAGAUCUGAUGGAAACAGCUGCUGAAAAGCGUCUUCGUCUCGCGAAACAAUAUCUAAGUCAAGUCCGUGAUGAAAUGGCAGACGAGGGGGGUUUUGACGCCAAAGAUGUCGAUAGAGAGAUUCUUGCACAUCGUUUGAAAGAGGAUGUGAUGGAACAACAGGGAAAAAUGUACCUGAAAAUAGCUGACCGGAUUGCUACGGAGACCAAACCUCGUUUUACCCGCAUGGUCGGCCGUCAUAAUCGCCCACUUGUUGGAAUUUGUGCCAAAGACCAUGAGGUUUAUACCGUUGAUAAGUCUGGUCUCGUUCAAAAGUGGGCACUAAUGAAUUUUGAUGGCGAAGAAAAUGACACCUCAGAUUCUACCGAAAAAAUUAAAGUGAGACCUGUACGGUUUGCACGAUCUUCACCUGAGACAGAUCACAAGGGACUCAUAACUUGCGCAGCCCUCAGCGGUGAUGGAAAAUGGCUUGUCACAGGUGGUGCUGACCAUCACAUUGUUGUUCGCGACACCGAGACUCUCGAAGCACGGCAUUGCUGGAAGCAUCACCGUGAUACUGUGCUGGCUCUUUCCUUCCGGAAGGAUUCAAAUGAGAUGUUCAGUGCAUCGGCCGACCGUUCCAUUAAAGUCUGGUCCUUAGACCAGAUGUCAUACGUGGAGACACUUUUUGGUCAUCAGGACGGUAUUGUUGACAUUUCGAGUCUUGCACAAGAGCGUUGUGUUACUGCCGGUUCUCGUGACCGUACCGCUCGUCUUUGGAAGAUCGUCGAGGAGUCUCAGCUUGUUUUCCGAGGCGGCAGCACUUCUAUGAAAGCAACGGGUGGCUUUAUGGAGGGUAGUUUGGACUGCGUACGCAUGGUGGACGAGGAACACUUUGUUUCAGGAAGUGACAAUGGUGCUUUGGCAUUGUGGUCACUUCAGCGGAAAAAACCUGUCCACACAUUGCCCAUCGCGCAUGGUAUGCAACCCCAACUUCCCCCCUCUAAACACUCGGCCGAGACACAGCCUGAGGACUCAAAUGUUCCUGCCCUUCCUUAUCCCAUUACAGCUAUCGCUACGAUUCCUUACGCAAACGUUUUUGUUACCGGUUCUUAUAAUGGUGAUCUGAAGCUGUGGAAGAUUUCGGACACCGUGCGUUCUUUUGAGCCUGUGCAAUUAUCAAGCACACUUAAAGUUCCCGGGUUUGUAAAUCAUAUUCAGGCGUCCCUUUAUGGAAAACGUGGUCACGAACACAUUCAGAUUCUAGUUGCCUGUGGUCGGGAACCGCGGUAUGGAAGAUGGAAGACUAUGGGCGGUGUUCAAAAUGCCGCUUACAUAUUCGAUAUCAGUCUUGUAUCGGCUUCUGCUGAAUCACUUGGGGAAGAAUAAGGCUAACGGCCGACGCACUUGGGAUUUGCAAGCUUAGCGGUUCUGGGCGACUGCUUAUGCAAUGACGAUGUACAAAAAGAAAACUAUGUAAUUAUUUUGAUAGGAAUGGAUAUAGUCUGGGUUAAAUAAGGAAAUGUUAGGGAAGAGGAAGUUUGAGUGCGCUCACUAUACUCAGGUUUUUAUCGUUCGCUUCCCAAACAAACUCGACUGUUAAACAUUAGACUGCUCAACAUUAAUUCGAGUCGGUGGAAGCCUGUCUGAUUUUUCUUUUUAUUUUUUGGGUUCGUUUGAUAUGUAGAAUAUUUCAAUUACUUUUAAAAGUUUCAUA